Linum trigynum is the source of this 1262-nucleotide messenger RNA. NCBI's taxonomy places the organism in Eukaryota, Viridiplantae, Streptophyta, Magnoliopsida, Malpighiales, Linaceae. The record is from the annotation of a GenBank genome assembly.
CGCACCAAUGACUAAGUCAAGUUUCGACAUAAAUUAAACCGCGCACCAAUGACUAAGUCGGUAUGGAGUUCGAACAAAUCAGUAUUUGCCAUGACAUUAAGAACAUGUAACGAACCAGAUGACACUGAACCAACUGAAACCAGAAGACGUUAGUCCGCAACCGAAGGAUUCAAAAGUGCAAAGCCAACAGACUGAAUCGGAAUACACCAUCCAGAGACACAUAACAUUAACAAUUUUCUUAUAUCCUCAGAAAGGCAAAGAAACCGGAGGAAGCCACAAAUGAUGUUCAUAGCACAGCCUGCAUCAAUCAAGCACACUGCCAAAACAGCCAGGCCAAGCUGCCCACAUGAAAAAUAAAACACCAUUGUUCUCAGGCCACUUCCAUGGCACUAUCGAUCGCGCUCCUCGUCGAAUCGAUCCCCAAAACCAUCAUACAUCAGUUAUGGUUUAAGCAAUUACACAUAGUUCUUCUUCAUCCGCUUUCUGGGUUUCCCACAGCAGUCUGGUAAAAACGAGUUUUGCUUCACUUCACCCCUCAACAAGGAUAUAAAACUCUCCACGCAGUGAAACACACUACGAACGAUUCUGCCUCUGACGGAAGCUCACCGAUCUGAUCCCUCCACCUGCCUCGGACCCACCGCUGCCUUGCUGGUAUGUGGGCCCCCAGCCUGAAUCUCUAUCAGGAUGGCUGUUGUUCAAAGGGAACAAUGGCUCCCAUGCCCGGAACCCAGUCCGGGACGAAGCAUUCUCCGGCUCUUGGUAGCUCCGCCCUGAUGAUGUCGUCCCUGCUGACGGGAAGAAGUAAAACCCAGCCUGGUCGGGCGUCGGUGGGAUCACUCGCGACAGUCCCCUGUGGCUGCUGCUGCUCGGUCUUCGUGCUGAGGUGGCAAUCAGGGGAGGAGCAUGAAUCGGUGGGGAGCUCCCGGGCUGUUGUUGAUAGUAGUCCUGAAGAGCUUGAACUCGAUCGCGUGCCCUUGCAUUGCUGCCUUGAUAAGUUGGAGUGCCCGAAGGAGGCACUGAGCUUCCGGCUCUGGCACCAGAACUGUAAGUAGUAUAAAAAUGGAUAAUGAAAGACUCAGUUAACUGAAGAAGAAGAAGAAACAAUUGUUUGUGAAGCCAAACCUAAAAUUCAAACAAACUCAGUACACACUACUCAUAGGGAGUAAAAAAUAAACCAAAGCUAUAUUAAGAUAUUCAUUCACAGAAGUUCCAAACCUUAAGAAGACAAAUCCAGCCGAGAGGAAUCAAUAGCAGAAGUUGUC